This is a messenger RNA of Acanthoscelides obtectus, 242 nucleotides long. The record is from the annotation of a GenBank genome assembly. NCBI's taxonomy places the organism in Eukaryota, Metazoa, Arthropoda, Insecta, Coleoptera, Chrysomelidae.
ACAAACAGAAACAAAUGGGAAUCAUAAUCGAUAUUGCGGUUCCACUUACGCAUAAUCUCAAGUCCGUGAAAACUGAGAAAUGCUCCAAAUAUCAAGACCUCAAAAUAGAAUUAGCACGGAUGUGGAAGUUAAAAGAAGUAAUGAUUAUCCCCAUCAUCAUAUCAGUGGAAGGGGUGGCCACGAACGCCUUGUCGGAGAAUUUGGAAGUCUUGACCUUCCAAAGGGUACAUGUAUACAACUGA